This is a messenger RNA of Pseudomassariella vexata, 654 nucleotides long. RefSeq lists its product as uncharacterized. Bases 1 to 654 code for a protein of 217 amino acids. The transcript is spliced from 3 exons. Lineage: Eukaryota; Fungi; Ascomycota; Sordariomycetes; Amphisphaeriales; Pseudomassariaceae. The record is from RefSeq and is a predicted model, not a curated record.
AUGGUCUCCUUGCCGCAAAUACUGGUUCUCUCAUCGCAGAUGCUCCAAGAAGAGAUGAUCCAACUACGCCAAAACACGCCCCUUCCGUCCACCCUUAUCGCCGCCCCUGAAAUUCACCCACACAUCUUUAUUAUCGAGCACCAGCACCAGGAUUUCGUUAUAACGGAAAAUUACGGGGCCUUCGUUGUGCCGGAAAGCUUUGAGGUCUAUAGCUUUCACAAUUCUGAAGAGUUCUUGAGAGUCAAAAGCGGUGAAUCAGUCCUUGAGGAAGCCGCCGUUCUGGACGAGUUUGAUAUAAUGUACCAUGCCGACAAGAAAGGCAAUUCUUUUCUUGCCAAAAUAUGGUCUGACCGGAGUCCAAGUUCCAAGGCAGUUGGCAUGGACUGGAGCCAAAUCCAGCCGCCCAACGCGCCUCCAACUGCGAGUUCAAACGAGAUGAAGCCAAAGAUGAAUGCGUAUUUUCGCGUCAAAUUGGUUUACACGUGCUUCGAUAGCCCUCAGACAGUGGUGAGACAUGCUUUCAACGACUUUAAGCUGAUGUGCUACAUUGAAUUCCAGGACGAGUCUAUAGAGAUCACAUCGAUGGAUUGCGGUCACUGCGGUACUGCCCUUGAGCAUUUGUCCAAAAUUUGCAUUCAAGGCGCCGUGGCUUAG